GAGGCAGGGCGCGUAGCGCACGGCACGUCAGGCAGGCAGUGCGGAGUAGUGCGUCAGACCUGGAGAAUGGCGGUGGCCGGCUGAGGAGGAAAGUGUAAAGAGAGUAUCUCGCUUCAAACCCCGAGCCGAAGCAGCUCUCCGUGAAUGAAGAUGGCUAGCAGCAUGCAGAAUGAACACCAAGAGCCCAAGGGGGAGCGACAGGGCCGCGACAAAAACGCCGCGGCGGAUAACAACGAUCUGCCCAAGCACGUAGCGCGAGGCAUGUUGCGCGCAUCCAAACAAGAUGGCGAACGGACUGGAUGUCAAGAAGGACCUGCGGCAGGAACGGCACAAGACGCUACAGAACGGCGACCGAGUAGCGGCUCGUCGGAGCCGAAGGGCAGUGACAAAUCCCCGACUUUCAUGAAAUCUACCGAAGAGCAGACAAGGAGAAACUUCCACAUUCCCCUGAAGAACAAAGAAAGGAAAGCUUUGUUCCAGCCAGUAUCCCUGGAGUCCAGAGAAUUUGAAGAGAUUGUCAAGAUCAUGAACUCUUCCUAUUUAGAUUCAUCAUCAGCUUCUAAGUUCUCCUAUAAAAAAGCUAGUUUGAUUCACAGUGAGCUAUUGGAAAAAGAGUUUGUUGAAAAGAAAAGAGAGAUGAAACAAGAUGGCCGUUCAGAGAAGGAGCUUGUAGAGUCCUAUGCUUUUUGGCUAGCUGAUCGUUCAAAGAUUAAUGUGAUUUGUGAAAAAGGACUCUGCGUUGGCCAUUCUAGAAUAACAAUACUGGGAAAGCCUUCAAUGGGUGUUUAUGUGUGUAAGCACGCAGACUUACUGCAGAUGAAUCCAUUUGAUGUUGGAACAGUUGGGGAAAUAAUAAUAUUUAAAGUUAUCAAGGGAAGAGUAAAGAGUAUAUAUGAAAAUAUGUCUAAAAAUAUUUUGGAUCCAACACCAAGAUUCGACUGUCAUGUUUCCAAAAACUCUUCCAGAGUGACAUCAUUGCUGUCCUACAGAGCCUUCGAACUGACUCAGCUCUACUUCUAUGAAUAUGCUUUUGAUGAAAUAAAGAAGCGACCAAGACAUAUAUGCCCUUAUGCUGUGGUGUCUUUUAUGUAUGUGGAUAAAGAAAAUACACCAGUGCUGAAGCCCUUGCCUCCAGCAAGAUCAAUCAGCAACAGCUCUGAUGGGAUUACAGAAAAAGGCAGCUAUACAGUUUGGAGUGGUCAGCUUCUGAAUAAGGGUGUUCCUUUGUGUCAUGCUUACAUUAAGUCUGCCUCCCAACCGUUUCUUCCUUUUAAACUACCCCAGAUGCUUGAGCUUGGUACAGCAAUGAGUCUUGAACAGGUUAAGAGGCAGGUGCCAAUAGUACUCUUUUACAAGGACACAUAUUUUGGUUCAAGAGAAGUGAUGAAAAGUGGGAUGUAUUGCAGCCUCUUUGAGCUGAAAGAAAAAAGUAAAUCUGGGACCAAUCUCUUAGGCAUAAUUCAGAAACUAGAGAAAGAAAAGGCGGUGCUUAUUAAAUCUUUGGAUGACAAAGGAUUUCUGUUUGUGAUUUCCUCUGCCCAAAUGACAAUUCAGAAUGAUACCAAAAGCACAAAGCCAAGGGAUCUCCAUGUGCUGUUCAUGUUUCAGGAGAGCAAAAAUAUUCAGAAAUGUGGAAACAGUGCAGUAGUUCCCCGGUUACCUGAUGAUACUGAGAUGGGCAUGCCAAAUCUUAAGACUUUUGUCCCAGCUCUUCAUUUUGGUUUAAUAAAGACUCGUACCAACACAUCAGUACCACUGAAUACUGGGGUGGACAGGAAUGCACAUGAAUAUUUGAAGAGCCGACUAGAAGGUGUAAGGAGCAAAAUACGGGAGUUUGUGAUGUAUGAAUAUGAACAGAAACUGGAUGACCGAAGGUUUUUAUUCUCUGCGCCAAGAAUCAAGACCAAUAUUGACACCGCCUUACAUUCAUAUAUAUGUGAUCCUGACAGUUACCUGCUUCCUAAAGCAAGAGCCAUAGAAAUCCUGGAAAGUCUGAAUAAAACUCAGGAGUACAGUCCAAUCUCAGACUGGGAGGGCUCGGAAGGAAAAUGUGAAAGUGAAAAACCUACCAAGGAAAAUGGCUCAGAGCACACACAUCCUGUACAGAAAAGUGGUUUAACUGCUGAUUAUGACCCUGAAAAGCUUAAAGAACUGAUUAAUUUAAUUCAAAUUAGAAAAAAAUGUAUUGGUGAAGGAGAUGAAUUGGACAUGGAUGAAUCCAGUAGCAUGAGAGGACUUAAAAGAAAGUUGGAAAAUAACACCACUGAAAAUGUUGUCAAGUACAUGAGGUCUUCAUCAGCUGAGAAUGGCCAGGAUAGAGGAGUUGAGGAGCAGUUUCCAGAUCCUAUUACCUCUGUUGUUAAUCACCAAAAUGCUAAUGUGAGGAAGCAGGAUACUUCAGAUUUGGUCACAGCAGACACACAAGCCCUCUUGAAGCUGCUUCUGGACACCUUAGCAAGCACUGGAGCAUCAGCGUCUGCCACAGAUUCCAGUAUAGACAAGCCAGUGGAGUUUUCUAGGGAUGACUCUUGUGAAAUGUCAGCUGAAUUGUGUUAUGAAAAUUGUUCUGCAAAUGUGACCAAGAAUGAUGCUGCAGUUCCUUAUGAAACCACAAAUGUAUCCUGUGCAACUGAAUCGAACAUGAGACUGACUUUGGGGGAAGAUUCAAACAUCUAUGAAAGAAGUACAAAGACUGAAAAUGUUGAGGAGGCAGCUGGAAGCAUUAGCAGUUUUGAGGGAUUCAGUCCCUGUUCAAGCACACAGCUGGAGCAAACACAUCAUAGAGAAUUUUUUUCUGAACAUGUAGGAGAGGGAGAAAUGAUUUGGAAAUUAAUUCCAAUUACUGGCCUUAAGUCUCAUCCUGAGCAGCUGUCUUAUCAUUUGAUACAAGAGGCCCAUCCUGAUGAUCCAAGAAUUCACCACAGGCAGCCUGUUAACUUUUCUCCGGACAAAUUUAAUCAACCCUCUGCUUCCUUACCAUUACAAAAUAAUGACAGCUUUCAAGAGAAAUGCCAAGCUGACACGGAAACUGUGCAGCAUCCCUCUGAUACCCUCAAAAAUCAACAUUCGGAACCGAAGAAUACACAGAAUAUGUUGCAUGAAGAGUUUGAUGAAUUUUGUUCAAAAAUUCAAGGACUGUUAAGUUGUGAAAAUAUACCAUACAAUUCAGAGUCGGUCAUUUCCAGUAAACUUCAGCUGAAAAGAUUUUCUAAUCGUUUACAUUCCCAGUUUAAGCAUAUUUAUGUUGAAAAAUAUGUAAAUAGCCUGCAAAAGAAAAUUCAUGACUUGGUUGAAAGUGAAAAAGCCAAGACUUAUCCUAAUUUAGGAAAUCCGUCUGAUGAACCAUCAGAAUCUAACAGAACUCAAUCAGAUUCUGUCAAAUAUGGGCCUAGAAGUCCUCAAGAAGUUUUGGGACCAUCCCAUCUAGACUUUUUGGAAAAAUCGGAACACUUUAAUGAAAGAUCAGCCGAUACUACAUUUAACAUGUUGACUUUGGAUUCUCUGUCAAAAGAAUCUGCGUCUUCUGCUUCCAGCAACUAUGAUUAUCAUCCACAGUUGGCGGAAUCGGGGGGUGAUCCUCAAAAUUCCUUUGCAAUUCAGGCUCCAGCCUCUAUAAGUAACUUGAUAAGUCAACUAAAGCCAGAGGUCUUCUCUAGUCUUGUAAAAAUUAUUAAAGAUGUUCAAAAAAAUACAGUGAAGUUUUACAUCCAUGAAAGAGAGGAAAGCACUGUAUGUACUGAAAUAAAGGAGUAUCUCAUGCGGUUAGGAAAUGCAGAAUGUAAUCCACAUCAGUAUUUAGAAGUAAACGGAAAUCUAGAUAAGCUACUGAUCAUAAUUCGGAAUGAAGACAUUGCUGCUCACAUACAUACGAUUCCAGCAUUAGUAUCUUUGAAGAAGUUGCCUUCUGUCAAUUUUGCUGGCGUGGACAGCCUGGAUGAUGUUAAAAAUCACACCUACAACGAGCUCUUUGUUUCUGGCGGUUUUAUUGUUUCGGAUGAUUCUGUCCUUAAUCUAGACGUUAUCACCAUUGAAAAAUUGAAGACUUUUCUGAAGUGUCUAGAGGAAUGGAAUACUCCAGAUAGUAAAUGGCAAUGGAAAAUUCAUUGUAAAACACAAAAGAAAUUGAAGGAGAUUGGAAGAAUGAAUUCAAAAGCAUUGAACAUCCUGGUAUUGCUUAACUCGUAUCAGAAGAAACAUUUGGUGGACUUCCUGUCCUAUCAUGAAUGCGACUCUCAGGCCCGACAAGCCCCCGAGCUGGAGUGUCUCAUUAAAUUGCAGGCCCAGAAUAUACAGCAGAGACAUGUUGUGUUUCUCACAGAAAGAAGAUAUGAAACAUUUAUUAAGCUCUUUAAUAACAAUGGGAUCGUGGUAGCUUGCAUGGAUGACUUCAUGCAAAAUUUUCAUAGCAUUAUAGGUUUCAACCAAUCUAGUGUGGAAGACCAGCAUUUGCUUCAUGGAAUUCAUCAAGAUGAAUUUGAUGGAUUACACGUGACCAGGCAGAAUGAAGAGGAUAUGUCUUUAGAUUCAAGUGAAGAGUCCUGUCAGAUUGAAGUUUGUAGCAAAAUGCUGGACAGAGCUGACUCUCCACCACCGCCAGUUACGCUUGCUGGUACAGUGCCCAUACAGGCCAAGUCAAAGGCAGGGCCUGAAGAUGUGCCCCUCUUGUCCAGGGCUGUGGAGCUCAAAGGUGGAAAGCCCAAUACAUCAGAUGGGCAGCUGGCAUCUGUGGAACGUAGACCUUCCGGUCUGGAUCUGGAAGCUCUGAGGUCUGCUAUAUCUAUAUUUUCACGUGGUUCUCAGAAAAAUCAGAGUAGUGAAACACUACAGCCCCAGGAAGAGGGUCAUCCUGAAGAUGAUGAGAAUUCUGCUGGGGUCUUGGCAUACAGUACUUUCAGCGUGAAUACUCGUCAGAGCUUCCUUUCCACAGGAAUUGAUCCGUCGAUAACGGUGUCCACGCCACCUGACAUUUCAAAUGAGAUGCGCUCUGCAGAAGGUGGAGGCCCUAAUGGUCUUCAUGACUCAAGUUCUGCCUCCACAACUGUGGACACACCUAAGGCAUCCAGUCAGAGCGAUUGUAAAGAUGCUUCAUCUGGGGUUUCUGCAAACCAAGAGGAGUCCAAGAUUUUGUCCGAGACAAAGAAAUCGGGAGAUGAAGCCUCCACAUGUACAAAGAAAGCUGACGACUCCCAGAGUUCUAGCUCCGAAAAUAAACCCUGCCGCUUGUUCUCGCGUUGCCUCUGAGACACAGAAAAAGAAAACUGCAGGGGAACGACCAAGCCAUCCAAAUCACGGUGGAAGUGUACGUGGCAGAGGUGGAGGAAUUUCCUAUCGAGGUUAUAAUAGAGGACGUGGUUUCAGUCUCCCGGGACCCUCCAGCAGAGGUAGCGCUUACCGUGGAUGGGCUACCCGUGGAAACAGCCAUUACUUCAGACAGAACACGGGUCAUGGCUGGGCUAGUGGACAUCAUGGCUGUGAGGAAUUCUUCACAGAUGACUUCUUCCCAGAUGACUUCUCGUCUGAGAGCUGGACUGAAAACUGGCAUGGUAACAUCACACCAUCCAAACCCUACGCAAAGCACUAUAAAUGAGCCUGGGGGGGGGCCGACUUGGAAAAGCCAGUGAUUUGUCCACAGGUUGGAUUCUAUGGAAUGUUACUUCUGGACUCCCUGCAAACCACUUGAGGUUUAUAUUUGUUUUGUUAGUCAAUAUUUGAAUUUUUAUUUGUGGCCAUCCCCCUU
Messenger RNA from Polypterus senegalus (gray bichir), 5737 nucleotides. It is a transcript of the gene tasora, whose product is annotated as transcription activation suppressor a. The record is from RefSeq and is a predicted model, not a curated record. Gene Ontology annotation, cellular component: nucleoplasm; heterochromatin. Gene Ontology annotation, molecular function: chromatin binding. The transcript is spliced from 23 exons. Bases 145 to 5241 code for a protein of 1698 amino acids. Lineage: Eukaryota; Metazoa; Chordata; Cladistia; Polypteriformes; Polypteridae. Gene Ontology annotation, biological process: protein localization to heterochromatin; negative regulation of gene expression, epigenetic.